Trichomycterus rosablanca is the source of this 1842-nucleotide messenger RNA. It is a transcript of the gene stk24a, whose product is annotated as serine/threonine kinase 24a (STE20 homolog, yeast). Bases 41 to 1321 code for a protein of 426 amino acids. The transcript is spliced from 11 exons. Lineage: Eukaryota; Metazoa; Chordata; Actinopteri; Siluriformes; Trichomycteridae. Gene Ontology annotation, biological process: negative regulation of cell migration; protein phosphorylation. Gene Ontology annotation, molecular function: ATP binding; protein serine/threonine kinase activity. The record is from RefSeq and is a predicted model, not a curated record. Gene Ontology annotation, cellular component: cytoplasm.
AUUACGAACUGUCUGAGUGAAUUUCUACAAAUCAGAAGUCAUGGCAUCUGCCCAAAAAGUUCUUCCAGGCAUUCAGAAUAUUAAGGCUGACCCAGAAGAGCUGUUCACCAAACUGGAAAGGAUUGGAAAGGGCUCGUUUGGAGAGGUGUUUAAAGGAAUAGACAAUCGCACACAGAAGGUCGUGGCCAUUAAGAUCAUUGAUUUGGAGGAGGCAGAGGAUGAAAUCGAGGACAUUCAGCAAGAGAUUACAGUGUUAAGCCAGUGUGACAGUCCCUUUGUUACAAAGUAUUAUGGGUCAUAUCUGAAGAGCACAAAGUUAUGGAUCAUAAUGGAGUAUUUAGGAGGAGGAUCAGCAUUAGAUUUAUUGGAGCCAGGUCCACUGGAUGAGUCUCAGAUUGCUACCAUCCUCAGAGAAAUACUUAAGGGCCUGGAGUACUUGCAUUCAGAAAAGAAAAUCCACCGGGAUAUUAAAGCUGCUAACGUGCUGCUGUCGGAGCAGGGUGAUGUGAAGCUAGCUGAUUUUGGUGUAGCAGGCCAGCUUACAGAUACUCAGAUCAAGAGGAACACGUUUGUAGGCACUCCGUUCUGGAUGGCACCUGAAGUCAUAAAACAGUCAGCCUACGAUUCAAAGGCAGAUAUCUGGUCGCUGGGUAUAACUGCGAUAGAGCUGGCCAAAGGAGAGCCGCCCCACUCUGAACUACAUCCCAUGAAAGUUUUAUUCCUAAUCCCAAAGAAUAACCCUCCCACUCUAGAGGGAAACUACAGCAAACCACUCAAGGAGUUUGUGGAAGCCUGUCUGAACAAGGAGCCGAGCUUUAGGCCUACAGCCAAAGAGCUGCUGAAACAUAAGCUUAUUGUACGGCACAGUAAAAAGACCUCAUACCUCACUGAACUCAUCGACAGGUACAAGAGGUGGAAGGCUGAACAGUGUCGAGACGAGUCCAGCUCGGAUGAUUCUGAUUCGGAGCAGGACAGACAGGCUUCUGGUGGACACGGCUCGGGAAACGAUGAAUGGAACUUUACUAUAAGAGAAAAGGACCCAAGUAAGCUUCAAAAUGGAAUCCUGCAGUCCAUGGAGGUGAAGGUACCAGGCAAUGCACAGAGGCCUUUGUCCCAGAGCUUGUCAACCAUUAUAUCUCCAUUGUUUGCAGAACUUAAGCAAAAGGGUGAGGCAAGUAAUGGAAAACCAGAGGCAGUAGAUGAGUUAAGGGAGGCCAUAUUCCUGGCAGAAGAGGCAAGUCCGGGCAUCUCAGACUCCAUGGUGACAGAAUUGGUACAGAGAUUGCAGAGGUUUGCUGUUCCCCGGACCCCAUCUCACUGAGGUCUGGCUAUGGAUUCUCCUCUCUUUGCCUCAGUGCAGCCAGAACUGUGUCCUUCACGCAGUAACUCCCUCAUUGCUCCUCCAGACUAAGCUGCUGCCUACAUAUGCGUUUUUAAUCUUGGUUUGCAUAUCAGGUGACAAGGUGGUGGUGUGGUGGUCUGGGUGGGGUAGGUCUAACACCCUUCCUGAGAACAGUGCACCUUACUACGCUCACACCGGGACACAACAGUGGGCUGUUGCAUCAGCUGUGCAUAAAUUCUUUUUAAACAGCAUGUUUAAAGCGAUUUCUAGAUCUUAUUGAAAGCAUUUCAUUUUUAACCCAAGUUCUGAUUGUUGAAUUUAGGUGCAACUUAAAUAUAUGAAUCCAAUAUCCAAAAAAGUAGCUGGUUAACAUUUCUGUAAAUGAUUUAUGAGGUUUGUUGUUGGGGUUCUGUAGUAUUGGUCAUUUUCAGUUGCUGGAUUUGCUCAUUAUUUAUUGGGGAUGAGCAUUAGAACUACGUUUUUGCUAAAUGUCUGUAUUU